AUGCAUUCUUUCGAGAAUCAUAGUGCGGAGGAGAAGAAGCCGGCGGUCUUUCCGCCAUCCAGUGGCGACGAGGAGACGCAACCCACGGCGACACUCGGUACAGUCACGGAGCUUCACGACCUCACGGUUUUGGGCUACAAACCUGAACUACGCCGCAAUCGGUCCAUGUUCACCUUGCUCUUCCAGUCACUGGCAAUCGCAGCAAUACCGUAUGGCUUUGGCGGGCCCCUCAUUUCUGCAAUUUAUGGCGGAGGUCAGCUUCCAAUGUUUCUGGGUUGGGUAGUCGUCCUGAUUGUCGAUGAGUGUGUGGCACUGUCCCUCGGCGAGUUCGCGUCCAAAUAUCCAACCUCUGCCGGGCCUUAUUACUGGUCUUUCCAGCUUGCGAGCCCCAGUGUUCGAACAGUGCUGUCGUUCAUUACCGGUUGGACUUGGCUGAUCGGGAACUGGACAAUCACGCUGAGUGUCAACUUUGGGUUCGCCUCCUUGAUCGCCGCAACUGUGGCACUGUAUCACCCGGACUGGACACCAGAAUCGUGGCAGCUACUGCUGAUAUUCUACGCCAUAUGUUUGCUUACCUUCGUCAUCGUAGCUUACGGGAACAAGCUACUUCCAAUGGUUGAUACCAUCUGCGCCGCAUUCACCGCAAUCAGUAUUCUGAUCACUCUGAUCUGCCUGUCAGCAAAAGCUUCCGUGGGAAGACAUUCAGCAAGGGAUACAUUGGGGUAUUACGAUACUUCUCUGUCUGGCUGGGGCGGGUUUUCCUUCUUUAUAGGCAUGCUCCCUGCAGCAUACACCUUCUCGGCUCUCGGCAUGAUCACAUCCAUGGCUGAGGAAUGUGGAGAUCCUACGACUAAGCUGCCCAAGGCCAUCUCUCUGUGCGUUCCCGUUGGGGGAAUAGCUGGUCUCUUCUUCAUCAUUCCUAUUUGCGCGACUUUGCCACCUUUGGAAGACAUCUUAGCCGCGCCGGUGGGACAAGCCCUCCCGUACAUCUUUGGAGUAGUCAUGGACUCACCCGGCGGCGGCCUCGGCCUGACGUUCCUCGUCCUGGUUAUUACACUGUUCUGUUCUAUCUCCAUCACGGUGGCUGCUUCGCGGUGUACUUGGGCGUUUGCGCGUGACAAAGCUCUGCCCUUGUCUCGACUGUGGUCCAAAGUUGAUGCUCGGCACGGAACGCCCAUCUUGGCUCUGACACUGACUACAGUUGUACAGAUGCUCCUCGGCCUGAUCAACCUCGGCUCAUCUUCAGCUUUCCUGGCUUUCGUCUCGGUCGGCGUGAUCUCAUUGGCUGUUUCGUACGGAAUACCUAUUGCCAUCUCACUGUUCCAUCGCCGGAGAGACGUCAACGGCGCACGAUGGACCAUGGGGAACAGUGUGGGCUGGGUCGUCAACAUCAUCGCCCUUCUGUGGAUCAUUUUCGAGAUGGUAUUGUUCUCAAUGCCAACGGUACUGCCAGUGACAGAGGUCUCAAUGAACUACGCGAUUGUGGUUUUCUUUGGUUUUAUGGCCAUUAGUGCCAUAUGGUAUGCGAUCCACGCCCGCAAAGUCUAUAAGGGGCCGCCAGAGUCGGAUGGGCUCAUUGUUACGCCUUGA
Messenger RNA from Diaporthe amygdali, 1590 nucleotides. RefSeq lists its product as uncharacterized. Gene Ontology annotation, biological process: transmembrane transport. The coding region runs from base 1 to 1590 and encodes 529 amino acids. Gene Ontology annotation, molecular function: transmembrane transporter activity. Gene Ontology annotation, cellular component: membrane. NCBI's taxonomy places the organism in Eukaryota, Fungi, Ascomycota, Sordariomycetes, Diaporthales, Diaporthaceae. The record is from RefSeq and is a predicted model, not a curated record. The transcript is spliced from 8 exons.